Podarcis lilfordi (Lilford's wall lizard) is the source of this 2391-nucleotide messenger RNA. Lineage: Eukaryota; Metazoa; Chordata; Lepidosauria; Squamata; Lacertidae. The record is from the annotation of a GenBank genome assembly.
AUGGUGUCUCAGGUGUGCCAGAGCUACCAUGCUGACUGCCAAGCUGCGGUAAACCGAAUGAUUAACCUGGAGCUCUAUGCUAGCUAUGUCUACCUGUCCAUGGUAAGUUCUUCUUUGCUUGUUGGGGAGAAUAAACUUCACUUGCUCCCCCCCCCCUAUGUAAUUUCACCCUUGGUCUGAUCCUAUGCAUAUCUCUUCACAGCUAACAUGCACUGAGUUCAGUAACAUCUAUUUCUGAUAAGGCUUGGCAGAUAGGUUCCUUAGCCUUGCAAGGUUCCUCAAAUGUCCUCCACUAUUAAUGCCUAUGGGAUCUUGCAGGUGUUAGAUGUUUCUCUAUGAAGCCUGAGUUGAGAGAACAUAGUUCUGUUGAAGAAACCAGGCAACUAUAUGUCACCUUGAGCUCACUGGAGGCCCAUCAGGUUAUAUAUCUAGCAGGGUGGAUUUGAUUUAAAUCAAAUUGAUUUAAAUCGCUAGUCAGUAAGACUUGAUUUAUUCCUCUCUUUUUUUACAGAAAGACUCAUCCUUGCUGGUAUAAUCUUAAUAUUUACAACCAGAUGAAGGUUUCAUUUUUGGAAUAAAUUUUCAGAGUAGUUUUUUACAGUUAUAUAAAAAAUUACUGAUUUGGUUAUACAAUAGAUAAUUAUGAAAUUAUUGUGAGGUUUAAUAAGUUAACUGUUUGUAUUUGGACAACUUUUCUGCUGUACUUUAUUAGGAGAAAAAUAAUCAUUUCCUUAACAAUUUAAACAAUUAACUAAAACAAUAACAUUAUAGCAUAUGUAUCCAUGUUUGUUAACUGAUGUGGUUAAACAAUUAAAAAAAAAACUUAGACUGUGUUUUAGCACACAUGAAAAAUUUAAAACAAAUCCUUAUUUCCUGAUGAAUAGCCUUUGGGCUAUAAUGUAACUUAAAUAGAAAACUGUCUUUAGAAAUAUUUUUCUUGCCAAAGAAUUUUAUUUUAAAAAUCCAAUUUAAAUUUUAAAAAUCCAAUUUAAAUUUUUAAAAAUCGAUUUUUUAAAAAAAUAAAAAAUGUUAAUUUUUAUCCACCCUGAAAUCUAGUAACUUUGUCUCCUUCCAGUCCUACCACUUUGACCGUGAUGAUGUUGCCUUGCAUCACAUGGCCAAGUUCCUGAAAGAGCAAUCCCAGGAAGAGAGGAAGCAUGCGGAGAAGUUCCUGCAGUACCAGAACAAACGGGGAGGACGCAUCCUGCUGAAGGACAUCAAGGUGAGGUGAAAAGCAGUAGGUCUUUGGGCUGUGCUGAACGUAAGAGUAUCUUGGGCCCUGAUGCAAUAUCCCCACUCACCUCACAGAGUGUUUGUUGUGGGGGAGGAAGGGAAAGGAGAAUGUUAGCCGCUUUGAGACUCCUUCGGGUAGUGAUAAAGUGGGAUAUCAAAUCCAAACUCUUCUUCCCUUACCUCUCAUCCUUGCAUCCAACUCUUGCACAGAAGCCAGAGAAGGAUGAGUGGGGAAGCAGCGUGGAUGCCCUGCAGUCUGCCCUGGAGCUGGAGAAGGUGGUGAACCAGGCCUUGCUGGAUCUGCACAAGCUGGCAACAGAGAAGGGAGACCCUCAUGUGAGUUUUCAAUAAUGCCACAUUGUCCAGAAGCCUUCCUUAUAUUUAGGAGGCUUAGAGGGCUGAAUGCACCACAGUUAGCUGUGAUAGAGGAGAAAGCUAUAAAAAAAAUACCCGUUCUUUCUGCAAGGUUUCCUUCCUUCCAUAAAACCAAUGCCUCUUGUUUCUUUCCUGCCCCCAUGGCAUUUAAAAACAGGAAGACUCAACUAGAGAUGGACAAAUCUGUCAGCUGCUUUUCUUGGCAAGCAAGCCUGUUUGGGGUAUAACAGUCUUUGCUACUAUCAAUAAAAUUAUUAUUACUGAAAUCUAGAAAGCCUUUCCAUGAUUUGGUACCAUGAGUGUCUGUUGGUUUAGCUUGUCAUCUAGAGAAGGUUAAUGCCACAUGCCUUAUUCCCCCUUGUGUCCUUCUUGUUUGAGGGCAGGUUCACGAAAGCUUGUCUUAAACCAGGGGUAGGGAAUCUGUGGUAAUCCAGAUGUUGUUGGAUUACAGCUGUCAUAAUCUGACUGCUGUCUAGGCUAGCUGGUGAGAUCUGAAGUCUCUGAAGCCCAACAACAUCUGGAGGGCCAGAGGUUUCCUAUUAUUAUCUAUACUAUUCUAUAACCUUGCAGUGAAUACUUGUGUACUUGGCCAAAGCUUGUCUCUGAUCUUUUCAGCUGUGUGACUUCCUGGAGACGGAAUACCUGGAAGAGCAGGUGAAGGCCAUCAAGCUGCUUGGAGACCACCUCACGAACCUGAGGCGCCUGGGGGUGCCCCAGAAUGGCACAGGAGAUUACCUCUUUGACAAGCUUACCUUGGGAGAGAGCAGCUGUGCAGCAUCUUAA